Coffea arabica (coffee) is the source of this 2169-nucleotide messenger RNA. RefSeq names its product protein DA1-related 1. Gene Ontology annotation, molecular function: ubiquitin binding. The record is from RefSeq and is a predicted model, not a curated record. Lineage: Eukaryota; Viridiplantae; Streptophyta; Magnoliopsida; Gentianales; Rubiaceae.
AAUUGAUGGGGGCUGAAAAGGUCCCACGUGCUGAAUAAAGCUCCUGAGUAUGAAAGCCUUGCAAUUGAAAUUCCCACUUGGGCUUUUAUCUCCCCCUUUUUUUUUUUCCCAGUUUGAUAGUAUACCUCCGUCUUUCUUCCAUCUUCAACAAAGAAUUGAUAAGCGGGGAGAUGGAAGAAUAUCUCUUACGUCAUCUCUAUUGAUAGUUGUACUUUGUGGUGACUAUGCAAUCAACUGAGUUGCGCUCUUGGUACGAUCUGGGUUUCAUCAGAUUCCGAGGGAUUCUGCUGAUUCUUCAACUGUUUGAGACCUGCCGGUGGAUAAUAGAUUGCAUCAUGGGUUGGCUAACCAAGAUUUUCAAGGGUUCCAGCCACAAACUCUGGGAAGGGCAAUAUCAUGGAAAAUAUGAAGAUGAUGCAAUUUGGGAAGGACCUUCUACUUCAGUGGAUGUCUGGUCAGAUUUUGACAAUGAAGAAAUUGAUCAUGCAAUAGCGCUUUCUCUUGCAGACGAGGAUCAGAGAGCUGUUGCAGAAGAGGAACAAAAAGCUAGUGACGAAGAAGAUCAGAGAGCUGUUGCAGAAGAAGAUCAUCAAGAAGCUCCGGAAGAAAAAGAUCACAAAGGGAAGAAAGUGAUUGAGGAUGAGCCUAAUUUGGAGGAAGAUGAGCAACUCGCAAAGGCUCUUCAAGAAAGUUUGAAUGUGGAGUCUCCACCAUCCCCACCUCAAUAUGAUUAUGGAAGUUUUUUCCCACCCUAUCAGUUCUUCUAUCCAUCCGGGUACAGGAUCUGUGCUGGUUGUAAGGCUGAAAUUGGUCAUGGACGAUUUUUGAGUUGCAUGGGAGCUACUUGGCAUCCAGAAUGCUUUCGGUGUCAUGCUUGUCAGCUACCAAUAUCUGAUUAUGAGUUUUCAAUGUCUGAGAAUCGGCCAUACCACAAAUCCUGUUACAAGGAGCUGCAUCACCCUAAAUGUGAUGUCUGCAAGAAUUUUAUCCCAACAAAUGCAGCUGGUCUCAUCGAGUAUAGGGCACAUCCUUUCUGGCUACAAAAGUACUGCCCAUCUCAUGAGCAUGAUGGAACUCCUCGUUGUUGCAGCUGUGAGAGAAUGGAGCCAGUGGAUGCCAGAUACCUUAUCCUUGAUGAUGGUAGAAAGUUGUGUCUGGAGUGUUUAGACUCUGCAAUAAUGGACACUAAUGAAUGCCAACCUCUUUACCUUGAAAUACAAGAUUUUUAUGAAGGUCUAAAUAUGAAAGUAGAGCAGCAAGUUCCUUUGCUCUUGGUUGAGAGACAAGCACUUAAUGAAGCCAUGGAAGGAGAAAAGCAUGGUCAUCAUCACAUGCCUGAGACCAGAGGACUUUGCCUGUCAGAAGAACAAACCGUUAGCACUAUUUUAAGGCGGCCAAGAAUUGGUGGUUAUCGAAUAAUAGACAUGUUCACUGAGCCGUAUAGGCUAAUCCGCCGAUGUGAAGUGACAGCAAUCCUCAUUUUGUAUGGUCUCCCCAGGUUGUUGACUGGGUCCAUCUUGGCUCAUGAGAUGAUGCAUGCGUGGCUAAGGCUUAAAGGUUACUCCAAUCUAAGUCCGGAGGUUGAAGAAGGGAUUUGCCAGGUUUUAGCUCAUAUGUGGCUGGACUCUGAAAUCAUAGCUGGUUCUGGUAGUAAUGUUGCUUCUACUUCUUCAUCCUCAUCAUCUGCCUCCUCCUCGUCCUCUUCAAACUCUUCAAAAAAGGGCAAACGCUCUCAGUUUGAGAAGAAACUUGGCGAGUUCUUCAAACAUCAGAUCGAGUCAGAUACCUCAGUAGCUUAUGGAGAUGGAUUCAGAGAAGGUAACAAGGCAGUUCUCAAGUAUGGGCUGAGGAGAACCCUUGAUCACAUCCGGCUUACUGGAUGCUUUCCGUAAUAAAUGGCUCGGACAUCUCAAUCUUGUCACUUAAUCAUCAAUACUUUUUCUGGUCGUUUGUAUACCAGUUCUGCAGCUCUGAAGCGCCUACAAACCAAACAUAUCAGACAACAAAUGCUCUAAAAUGCUGCUAUCUUGUGAAUCAUGUAAUUGAUACUCUUUCAACAUUGGAGUCCUUGUAGUACAUUACUAUUAGCCAAACAUGUGUUGAUAAAUAAUAGAAAGACACAUACUCGUAAAAUUAAAUGAAUAUACACGGUCAUUUUUUAUGUGCAAA